Molecule: messenger RNA, 489 nt
Organism: Emiliania huxleyi CCMP1516
Lineage: Eukaryota; Haptophyta; Isochrysidales; Noelaerhabdaceae
Product: inositol 1,4,5-triphosphate kinase
Exons: 2
Coding region: 1-489 (162 amino acids)
Biological process (GO): inositol phosphate biosynthetic process
Cellular component (GO): cytoplasm; nucleus
Molecular function (GO): kinase activity
Source: RefSeq, a predicted model, not a curated record
AUGUCGCUCGGCGCCGUCAAGCAGCACGUGCGUGUCCGGCGCGAGCCAACCCGGACCGAGAGCGUGAGCGUGACCCUAGGCGCUGUCAAGCAGCACACGUACGUGCGGCGCGAGCUCGGACGGCGCGCCGACGUCGAGUACGAGCAGAUCACUGUGUCAGAGGAGGAGCUGCGCAAGGCCGUCAUCACGGGCCACAUCGAGAACUUCCGGCGGACGAAGCGCGGCACGCUGCACAAGACGACGCUGCGCGAGGAGUACGAGAUGUACACCAAGCUGGCCGACAAGCUCGACUACCUGCCAAAGCUGAUCGACGUCAAGGAGACGCUCGGCAAGCGGGUCAUCAUCGAGAUGCAGGAUCUGACUCACGGGGUGCAGGGGCCGUGCCUGAUGGACCUCAAGAUGGGGCAGCGAACCUUCAUGGAGGAGGACGCCACCGACGACAAGAUUCGGCCCGACCUGCUCGAAAAGAUGCUCAAGGCGCGAGAUUGA